Messenger RNA from Rotaria sordida, 441 nucleotides. The record is from the annotation of a GenBank genome assembly. NCBI's taxonomy places the organism in Eukaryota, Metazoa, Rotifera, Eurotatoria, Philodinida, Philodinidae.
AUGGCUCAUACUUCGGAUGAAAUGCGACAAUAUCGUGAAGCAUUUUCAUUAUUUGAUAAAGAUCAUGAUGAUAUAAUAGCACCACAAGAACUUGGUAUUGUUCUUCGUUCAUGUGGUUUAUCACCAUCGGAAGCUGAUUUACAAAAAAUUCAACAACAAGUUGGUAGAAAAAUUGAUUUCGAUACAUUUGUACGAGUAGCACAAACAUUUAAAGCAAAUAAUCGUGAAACAGAAGAUGAUAUACGUGAAGCAUUUCGUGUUUUUGAUAAAGAUGGAACUGGUUAUGUUAGUGUUGCUGAACUUAAACAUGCAAUGAUAUCAUUAGGUGAAAGACUUUCAGAAGAAGAAGUUGAUGAAUUAAUACGUGAAGCUGAUAUUGAUGCUGAUGGACGUUGUAAUUGUGAAGAUCUUGUACGAAUUUUAACAAAUAAACAACGUUGA